Messenger RNA from Ruditapes philippinarum (Manila clam), 1087 nucleotides. RefSeq lists its product as uncharacterized. Lineage: Eukaryota; Metazoa; Mollusca; Bivalvia; Venerida; Veneridae. Bases 185 to 640 code for a protein of 151 amino acids. The record is from RefSeq and is a predicted model, not a curated record. The transcript is spliced from 4 exons.
ACAGAACAAUUCAUUCACCAAAAGUAUUCCUUAGCAGGUCUAUUAUUUCCUUACAUCUAUGUAUAACACACAAAUCUCUGUAUCAUAUAUAAAUUUAUGUAUACACGGAUACACAAAUUUAUGUAUAAACCGAAUGCAUCAUUGAACAUCGCUGAUUUCCUGAUAUGAAAUUAACUAUCGCAGUAUGGCUGACCCAGUCAACAUGUCAGAAGAGACUAAUUACACAGGGAAACGGCAGAAGAUGGCCACUGGUGCAGAUGUUACCAAUGCACAGAAAAUCCGCCACCGUGGAAAGUUUAAUACCACGGAGUAUAUUAAAGGCUCAAAAAAAAGGGCUAAUGCUUUCUGCCAAAGGAAACAUACCCCUUUUAAUAAUGCAAGAGUGUUUGCAAAUCUCACAAAGGCGAAGGUGAUGGUCAGUGUGCAGCACGAAGAUGGUCGAAAACCGGAAGUGUACAGGUCUUUCAAGAAAGUUAAUAGUCUAAGCGCGGCGGGUGAAACGUCACAGGAAUUUCACAAUGACAUUACCCCACUGUCACCAUCGUUUGCUCAGGAGAAAGAGAACGAAAGUCAUGAUGCGGAGGAGAACGUAACUGUAGACGAGAAAAACUGCAGGAUAUAUGUAAGCAGGCAGAAGUGAAGAGGAAAAGUUUGUGGGUGGGAUGUGAAUUUCGGGAUUCAAGGGAUGAAAGUGAAUGCAAUUACUGGGUACAUGUAGAGUGUUUAGGAUUCUGUGGAAUUAACGAUAGAGUGUUAAAAAAAAAUUAAUUGGUUUUGUCCCAGUCAUAUGAAAAAAUAAAAGUAAUGGAAACUUACAACUGUUCUGAAUGCUUUGUAUUUCCUCCAAAACCUGCAAACACUCUUUGUAAAAGUCUAAAUACGCAGCUUUCUUUCCCGAUUUAAUGUCUUUUACCCAGGUAGCAUUUACAGCAUGAGAUUGCAAUUCAAAACCUUCCUGUAAAUAUUAAUAUUUCAAAAAUGGUCUGUAUAUGGAUUUUCCUAUGUUUAACAUGUAUAAGCUUUUUGUAUUGUUACUAUCAUUUGUGUACUUUUGACGUAAAUAUUUAAUAAAUGAAAGCUUUGUCUG